CCGAUAGUUAAAUCGACACUUAUACUUUACAUUAACUAGUAAGCCAUAAAUCAGUGCCUACCACACCACAGCCGUCACCGACACGAUGCUGAAAGAAAGCGAGAAACUUCUCCAAAGCCUUCACACCGGCAAGACGUUCGCUAAGAUGUACGCCGCCUUUAGGCCCAGCUACCCGCAAGAAGUGUACGAUAAAAUCAUGAGCUACCACCUAGAGCGGCCUGGUUCUCCACCCUGUGACCAGCAGUUGGCUGUUGAUGUUUGCUGUGGGACUGGACAGAGUACUCUACCCCUGACUAAAUACUUUGGAAAGGUGACUGGCGUCGAUAUCAGCGAAGACCAGGUGCGCGAGAUGCCAACAGACGUGAAAAAUUUGAAAGCGGUCGUGUCGUCUGCUGAAGAUUUGUACUUCCUGGAAUCUGGGUCCGUGCAUCUGGUCACCAUAGCAACCAGUCUGCACUGGGUGAACCGGGACAAAUUUUUUGACGAGGCUAGGCGAGUACUGAAGCCAGGUGGGACGUUUGUGGCCUAUAGCUACUGGUUUGAUCAGUUGGCCAACAAUGAGGCAGAGACCUUCAUGAAGAAAAUGCUCCACACAGUGUUUGGUAAAUAUUUGACGUCACGACUUGAUGUUAUGGAGAAUAAAUACGCCACAAUAAAAUUUCCAUUUAGUCACAUUAAAAGAUACGAUGGUAUAAAGAUACCAGCAGAGAUGACACUGAAAGAAUACAUAGGAUACAUUGCGUCUUUCCAUUAUAUCAAUCUAUAUUUAAGAGACUUUCCCAAAUCAAAUAUCUUAGAGGAAAUCGAAAAAUCCCUAGCUCUGAUACUAGGAAGCAGAAAUGGUGACCCAGAUGACACCAUCAAUGUUAAAACAGAGUGGAAUGUUUUUAUGGUGUUGGGGAGACGCGAAUAGAGUACAUUUGGUGUGGGACUUUGACGAAACAGAGUGGAAUGUAUUUAUGGUGUUAGGAAGACGAGAAUAGAGUACAUUUGGUGUGUGGGACUUAAUAAAACAGAAUGGAAUGUUUUUAUGGUGUUGGUGAGACGGGAAUAGAGUACACCAGUUGUGCGGGACUUUGAUAAAACUUGAUUGUGUUCUCUGAGCAAUAGACGUCUGUGACUAACGAAUAGUGAUCAUGAAAAUAAUGAUUAUUCCACUCUAAAAUGAUAAAAAAAUUGUAAAGUUAUUUUGAUUUAUUUAUCAACAUCAGCAUCUCUCAACGCUAAUUAGCGCAUAUUUAUUAAAAUUGUAAAUAGCUUGUAAAUCUGUAUUUGUUUUGUAUAUUAAAUUGAGUUUAAAGCAUGUUUGUUUCAUCUAUACUUGUCAAUUAUGCGUUUAUU
Physella acuta is the source of this 1341-nucleotide messenger RNA. Its product is annotated as putative methyltransferase DDB_G0268948. Gene Ontology annotation, molecular function: S-adenosylmethionine-dependent methyltransferase activity. The record is from RefSeq and is a predicted model, not a curated record. NCBI's taxonomy places the organism in Eukaryota, Metazoa, Mollusca, Gastropoda, Physidae.